Messenger RNA from Exophiala viscosa, 750 nucleotides. Its product is annotated as protein disulfide-isomerase. The record is from RefSeq and is a predicted model, not a curated record. The transcript has a single exon. Bases 1 to 750 code for a protein of 249 amino acids. Gene Ontology annotation, molecular function: oxidoreductase activity. NCBI's taxonomy places the organism in Eukaryota, Fungi, Ascomycota, Eurotiomycetes, Chaetothyriales, Herpotrichiellaceae.
AUGACGAACUACAACAUCACGUGCACUAGCGACAUUGUAUGUCCAUGGUGCUACGUUGGGCAUUCGAGACUGUCCAAAGCCAUUGCCGAACACAGAAAGACAUAUCCAAACGACAAGUUCCAUCUCAAAUAUAUGCCAUUCUACCUGAACCCACCACCUCAACUUACAACCACCAAUGGCCCAAUCCCCCCCCCUUUCCCCGUCGAAUCUCGAAACCGACGAGAUUAUUAUGCCGCCAAAUUCGGACCCGAACGCGCCAAACAGAUUGAAGCCAUGAUGAUCCAGACUGCCGCUGGCGAAGGCUUGAAUUUCAGUUUCGGCGGGAAAACUGGCAUCAGCCGCAACGGUCACCGAUUAGUGCAUUGGGCGCAGAACCACGGCGGCGAAGAAUCGCAGAACGAAGUCAUGCUGGGGCUGUGGCGGCGCUAUUUCGAGCAGGAAGUCGACAUCACCACGCUCGACACGCUCAUUGAGAUUGGUCUCGAGGCUGGCCUCGGCACCAAAGAUGAAAUCAAAGCGUACCUGGAGAGCGGAAAAGAUGGGGAGGAAGUCGAUAGGAUUGCGGAGGAGGCGAGGCUCAAGGGUAUCAGCGGCGUCCCUCAUUACGAGAUCAAUGAUCAUUGGGAGGUUUCUGGUGCGCAAGAUCCUCUCGCUUUCAGGAAAUUGUUCGUGAGAUGGAAGGACUUGGAGGCUAAAGGGCAGGUCUCCAGUCCUGCUGCACAGUCUGUCAAGGGCAAUGGAUGUUUGUGA